CAAAAUAUGAAUCAAACUCCAAAGGAUUCGCCUCAAGCCAUUGCUUACAAGAAAGGCGAUAUUGUUUGGGUUCUUUAUCGAGGGAAAGAAUUCUAUCCUGCUCGGGUUAAUGCUUAUUAUCCAAAGGAGAGGAAGAUUUCUCAUAUUUGGUUUCCACUUAACCGUAAAUCUAUUAGCGCGAUUUUCAAGGCUGAUUUGAGCAGGGUUCGCCCUUUUAAGCUCGAAGAUUCUUUGCCGGACAAUGCUUCUCAAGAAUUGGAAUAUUCGUAUGAUCAAGCAGUGAGGAUCUUACAAGGAACUAGCAUUGAAGAAAUUUUGGAAGAAAAUGAUCGAAUGAUGGAGGAGAUGGGUAUUCCUGUUCAGGUCAAUUUUGUGGCAAUUGUGAAGAAUCCGAGGACACACUUGAAUCCCGACUACACACAGUCAAUCAAUCAAUUGAUUGGAAAAAUUUCAGAAUCUCGAUAA
Molecule: messenger RNA, 465 nt
Organism: Meloidogyne enterolobii
Lineage: Eukaryota; Metazoa; Nematoda; Chromadorea; Rhabditida; Meloidogynidae
Source: the annotation of a GenBank genome assembly